This is a messenger RNA of Dovyalis caffra, 1788 nucleotides long. NCBI's taxonomy places the organism in Eukaryota, Viridiplantae, Streptophyta, Magnoliopsida, Malpighiales, Salicaceae. The record is from the annotation of a GenBank genome assembly.
AUGGCUGCUAGUGAUGGUGCUGGUGGCUGGAGAGGGAUGAAGUUUGGCAUGCAAGUGUUUAUGGGGCGGUGGUUCAUGGUCUUUGCCUCACUCUUGAUCAUGGCCGUGGCUGGUGCAACCUACAUCUUUGGUCUAUACUCUAACGACAUCAAGACAUCGUUAGGCUAUGACCAAUCCACUUUAAAUUUGCUAAGCUUCUUCAAGGACCUGGGUGGCAAUGUUGGAGUCUUGUCAGGGCUCAUCAAUGAAGUUUCCCCUCCGUGGGUGGUUCUAUCUAUGGGUGCAAUCAUGAAUUUUUUUGGCUACUUUAUGAUUUGGCUUGCUGUUGCUGGCCAUAUUGCCAAGCCAAAAGUUUGGCAGAUGUGCCUUUAUAUCUGUAUUGGUGCAAAUUCACAAUCAUUUGCCAAUACUGGAGCUCUAGUAACUUGUGUUAAGAACUUCCCAGAAAGCAGAGGCAGUGUUUUGGGCCUCUUGAAGGGUUUUGUUGGUCUUAGCGGUGCAAUUAUAACACAACUUUACCAUGCUUUCUAUGGAAAUAAUUCGAAGGCACUUAUCCUGCUUAUUGCUUGGCUUCCAGCUGUUGUUUCUUGCCUAUUUCUCGGGACAAUUCGGAUAAUAAAGAUCGUUCGCCAAGCUAAUGAGCUCAAAGUUUUCUACAGAAUCUUCUACAUUUCGCUUCUCCUUGCCGGUUUUCUCAUGGUUUUGAUUAUCAUACAAAACAGGCUCAGUUUUAACAGAAUUGAGUAUAUUGGAAGCGCGUCUGUCGUUCUUAUUUUACUUUUCCUCCCUGUAGCUGUAGUUAUAAAAGAAGAAUACGAUCUCUGGAAAAGCCAAAAAGCAGCCUUGAAUGAGCCUUCUACUGUAAAAGUAGAGAUUGAAAAUCCACCACGGUCGUCAUUGGAGGCAUUACCCCUUCCAGCUGCUGCCGAGAAGCAAACUUCUUGCCUGGACAAUAUUUUCAGGCCACCAGACAGAGGUGAAGACUACACAAUACUGCAAGCACUCUUCAGCCUUGACAUGUUAGUAUUGUUCAUUGCAAUAACUUGUGGAGUUGGUGGCACUUUAACAGCCAUAGACAACCUGGGUCAGAUUGGUAAUUCACUUGGCUACCCAGCUCGUAGCAUAACUACCUUUGUGUCACUCGUUAGCAUAUGGAACUAUCUAGGUCGAACAGUGGCUGGUUUCGCCUCCGAAAUUUUGUUGACGAAGUACAAGAUCCCUCGUCCUCUGCUGCUUACAGCUGUGCUGCUUUUCUCUUGUGUUGGCCAUCUUCUUAUUGCCUUUCCUGUUCCAUAUUCUCUUUAUUUUGCGUCGGUGAUCAUUGGGUUCUGCUUUGGAGCACAAUGGCCAUUGCUGUUUGCCAUCAUAUCUGAAAUUUUCGGCCUUAAGUACUAUUCUACCUUGUAUAAUUUAGGUGCUGUUGCGAGCCCAGUUGGUUCGUAUGUUCUCAGUGUGAAAGUGGCUGGUCAAUUGUAUGAUAAAGAGGCAUUGAAGCAAAUGGAGGCUUCCGGUCUUGCCAGAGGAGCAGGGCAGGACUUGACAUGCACUGGUGUGCAGUGUUACAGAAUGGCUUUUAUUAUUAUCACUGCAGCAACAUUAUUUGGAUGCCUCGUUUCGUUUAUUUUGGUGCUUAGGACCAGAAACUUCUACAAAGGUGAUAUCUACAAGAAAUUCAGAGAGGAAGCCAAGUCUGCUGAGUAUGGUGUGGGUUCAGCUGGAAACGGCACUGUACAUUUGACAGAGAUAAAAUCUGAAGCCACAGCCCCUACCACUAGCUGCAGAAAAUAG